This is a messenger RNA of Fusarium verticillioides 7600, 1932 nucleotides long. RefSeq lists its product as hypothetical. The record is from RefSeq and is a predicted model, not a curated record. Lineage: Eukaryota; Fungi; Ascomycota; Sordariomycetes; Hypocreales; Nectriaceae. Gene Ontology annotation, molecular function: zinc ion binding; DNA binding. The transcript is spliced from 2 exons. Gene Ontology annotation, biological process: DNA-templated transcription. Bases 1 to 1932 code for a protein of 643 amino acids.
AUGACGGGACAUGAAGACCGGGAUGGGACUGUCAACGAUACAGGUAUCGAGUCACACUGCGCUGAUGUUGGAUAUAUAUGCCCAGUCUCAUCAAUUUUUGAGGACAUGGACUUUUCAUGGUUCGAUUCUGGACUUUUGGAUCUUACUAUGGGCACACCCGGUGACAUGGCCAGUUCUGAGGCCACAGUAGCUGCCCAUAAUAAAACCGGCGAGAAUGAAGGUACCACGCUAACUAACAAUGGCUCCCAUGGUCCUUCAUUUAGGAGCCGGUCAGAAGCUUACCAGCUAUGUGCCUGGACAUCAUGGCAACCUUCUAGGUUUCAGCAUUCCUUCCAUGGCCAGGACGUCAUCAACCUAGGCCCAGGCAGCAGGAGAGAGAGAACUACUCUGUUGAUGAAAUCCUCGACAGGACGAAUGAUCGGUAGCACUCUGGACGAUGCAUGCAGGGAUCGCCUGUUGGUAUUGGUGACUGCGAUGAAGAUAUCUCACUUCUCCAUACACUCGUUUCCACCCGCCGAGUUACUAAACAACCUUGUGCGAUUCUUCUUCAUCCAGGAGAGCGCAUCUCUAGCACCGAGCAUCCACGCAGGCACAUUCUCGUGUUAUCACGCGCGGCCGGAAUUACUCCUUGGAAUCAUCGCCGCUAGUGCAGUUAUCGUUCCUGAGCGUCGGAUCCAGGUGACAAGACUCGUCAUGCACGAGAUCCUUCGCAGAGCGACGGGACAGCUAUACGAGAGUGAUAAUAGCACCACGAGAGAUCUGCAGGCCCUCCAGGCAUACUUGAGGGCCCUGGAAGUCGGAGCCUGGAGCGGGCUUAGGCGGAAAACUGAGAUUGCGUGCAGCUUUAUGCAGCCGGGAUAUACUAUGCUGUUCCAGGCUGGGGCCUUCUCCUCGCCACCUCAGCCAGACUUGGCUAGACAUCUUGAACAUGGGGCUGAGGAGCUUGAUGCUGUCUGGAAAUCCUGGGCGAUGAAGGAGUCACUGAAGCGUCUGGCAAUCCGCGCUUUCAUCCAUGACUCUCAGGUAUCAAUGGCUUAUUUCCAGGCACCGGCGAUUAGCUAUGCCGAGUUAAACAUGGCAGUUCCAUACCCGCCCAACGUAUGGUUUGCAGAGAGUCCCGAAGAAUGGAGACGAGAGUUCUUGUUUUGUAAUAGUGGAUCGCGACGGCUGCUACUGACCGAGAUUCUGGCCGAUGUCACAGUCCUCGAAACAUGCCGUGGACGGACUGAUCUACACCUCUGUUGCUUUGCCACUAUUUACGCGAUUGCCAAUCAGGUAUGGGACCUCCAGCAACAAUUCGCACUCCUCUUCUCGGCCCCCGAAGCCAAAAGACGCCGAAUGGAUUCAUGGUGUAUGAGCCGACAACGCGACCUGUACCAAGAUCUGAUCGCUAUCCGUAUGUACUGUAAGAGGCAUGUCGCACACCAUGAGAUUCGACUGUUGUUAGAAUACGUCAUGAUGGUCCUUCAUGCUCCUAUGGCCCAUAUACAACGCUUUUCUGGUAGAGAAGGAGAAAGCGAGGCGAGGAGAGUAGAGCCCAUUAACUUUUAUGCCGUGGCGACGUAUCAUGCUGCUCUUGCGCUUUGGACUUACAGCAUACUUGGUAACAGAAGUCCAACGCGGGCUGAGAUUGCGAUCUUUGAUCACAACGGCCCAACCGAUUGCUGUUCCAUAAUUCCGGUCAUCCUAGACGGAGAGGAAAAUGACGAUAUCCGCGCAUUCUGGACCCUGGGGUAUGGAACGCCGGGCCUCAGCCAUAGUGAGCAGCUAGGAGUAGCAGAGACUUUCUGUACACUCGCAGAUGCUGCAUUAAUCAUGCGGUUAUCGGCCGAUACUCUACGUGGUAACCUACUCUCUACAGACCACGCCCCGCCGCUGUUAGUGGGCAACCUGAUUAGCCUGAUGGAGGACCUGGGCUCGUCGCCUAGUUAA